GUCCUCCCAACAGCUUGUCUCCACAACUGCACCAUCUCCCACCCACAACCCAGAUUCAAAACCACCCCACUGCAAACUCCAGAUAGAUAGAUGGAAACCAUUUACCUGAGUCUGGAAGGACCAAAGGCAGCAGAAGGACAGCGAAGUGGAGACACCAAUCCUCGGGACAGAAAGGGACAACCCUCAGAAGGAGAGAUAAAUCCACCUUGAGGGGGAGGGGCGGGGAUGGGUGUACACCCUGCCUCGCUAUAGGUCUAUCUCACUCUGAUUGGCAUCAACCCCGACCAAUGGGACCGGGGGAACUAAAGGAUGACGCGCCACAAGAGCAGAAUCCCGCAAGAGGGAGACGCCGUUCCCGCGGGGUGCGCGCUCCCGGGGCCAGCGGCUGCGCGAGCACGAGAGGCCGGCUUCCAGGUGAGUGGAGGCGCGGGCUGGAGGCUCCUCACCUGCUGCCGGUGGCGGGGCUGGGACGAUCGGCAUCCCCGCUCACGAAUGAGUCAUCUCUUUGUUUCACUCGUUACUUUCAUCAUAAAACUGGCAGCUGCUCAGGGCUUUUCAGAUGGUGAUUUGAAGAUUGAAUGUGUGAAAAAUCAGAUCACUGUGAAGUUUGGAGAAGAUCUUGUUAUUCCCUGCUACCAUCACUUUGUGGAUGAACCCAGUGCCAUUACUUUCAGUUGGAUGAAGAUGGACACUGUGGGUGUUAUCUACAAUUAUACAAUGAGCCACAGCAGCCUGGAGGAGCAAGAGCCCAGCUACAGAGACAGAAUCGAGGUCUUUGACAGUGAGAUUCCGAAAGGGAAUGUGUCACUGAGAUUGAGGAACGUAACUCUGUCUGACUCGGGUAUCUACAGACUCUCCGUUGCCACACGAUCCCAAAGCACUGAGACGAUGGUUGCUGUGGGAGUAAGAGCUGUAGGUGCACAGCCGGUCAUCCGCUCGCAUAUUACUGAUCAGGGCUUCUCCAAACUGGUAUGUGAGUCCUCGGGAUGGUUCCCAGAGCCCACUGUGAUCUGGGAGAAUAGCCUGGGGGUGCAACUGACACAGUAUGCACACACGGAGACAAUCAAUAGAACCGGUGGGUUUCUCCACAUGAGGAGUACGAUUGGACUAGACCACGGACCGAUCAGCAAUUACACCUGCACUAUGAUGGACCAGCACCUGAAUGAGGCGGUCUCAUUUGUUUUUGUUGUUCUGAUUCAUGUGGAAACCAACUGUUGCAGGAUCGCCUUGGAAUAUCGUAGUCGGGACCGCUGGGACCAUUGUCUUUUCUGUGAUUUUGGCUGUUUCAGUUUACUGGAGUUGGCAAGCAAAUCUGCCAUCGUCACCUCGUCUGGCUUACAUGAGACCCCAGACCCUCAGAAAACUGACUGUUCAAUAACACCAGAUGAGCCAGUCAGAAUCAAAGAAGGGGCUGGAAAUGGAGAUGACAUGCACAGCCCUGUCAAACCUCAAAAGUUCUCAUUGUUAAUGCCUCAGACAACACCAUCACUAUUGUCCCACAGGCAGGAUAAGCCCAGCAAAGGUGGUAACAUAGUAGCAUAUAGUCAGGAGGGAGCUACCCUGCCAAUCUUCAAUAUUGACUCUGGGCCCCAUGAGAUGUCUUGGCACUUGCUCAGUAGUAAGCUGCUCAGUGACAUCCAAGAAGAAGAUGAAAUCCUGGCCAAAGCGAUGAAGAAGCCAGGUAAACUGAUCUUCUUUGAGCGUUCAAAGAUUGACCAAUCUCUCUCAUCUGAGGGAAAGAAACACCUUUACAGCAAAGAACGAGUUCUUCAGAAAAUCAGGAAUUAUUGUUCUAACUCAUUGGUCACAAUGGUUCCAGGUUUGUUCCUUGUCGGAUGUGACAGUGACAGAUUUAUACUUCAGGUUGGAGAUGAUCUUAUCACUCCCUGUUACUUUUAUUCACAAAACGAGCCUCAGUUCAUCACCGUCCAAUGGGAGAAACUGGGAGCCAGCAGAUUGGUUCAGCAUUAUCAGAUCAACAGGACUCUCUUUGACCAACUGGAUCCAGACUAUCGAAACCGAGCCCAGCUGUUUGAGAAUGAGAUUGCAGAAGGCAAUGUCUCACUGAGGUUACACAAUGUGCGUCUAUCUGAUGCAGGGACAUACAGGCUCAAUGUCAGUGCGACCUCAGGAGCUAGUUUCAAGGAUAUCACUAUUGAGGUGGGAGGCUGGUAUCCCGCACCGAGUGUGACCUGGCAAAACUACAGGUGGAGGAACAUCACAAAAUCUUCCCAGACCCACGAGACAGACAGCAGAGAUGGCACAGUCCGGGUACGCAGCGCCAUGACCUUCCCGACUGGCUCCAAAGGCAGUUUCACCUGUACCAUCUGGAACUCAUUACUGCACCAGGGCAUCGCUGCCAAUUAUACACUGCCAACUGUAGGCUAUGGCCCAUACAUCCAGUCACGGGUAACAGGAGGUGGGCGCUCGGUGCUGACCUGUGAGUCCUCAGGCUGGUACCCCACUCCAGAUGUCAGUUGGCACAAUGACCUGGGUGACACCAUGACACGAUUCCUACUCACCGAGCUGACCAACAGCACCGAUGGGAGCGUGUCUGUGAAGAGCUCACUCAAACUGAAAGCUGGGUCAAGUGGGAACUACACCUGCACCAUCUGGAACCCGGUGUUGGAGCAAGGAUUGUUUCACCGCUUCACUGUCCUUACUUCCCGGUAUAAGGAGAUCCAGUCACACUGGUAUGCUGCUGGUGCCAUCGUUUCCACUGCCGUCUUGGUUGUUGCCGCGGUGAUCAAAGCAAAGACCUUCAUCAGGCAGAUAAAGAAAGAAAGAAAAGCUCAUGCUGCCUAUCCUCCAGCUGAGUGAAGAGGCUGCGAAACUGAGGCAGAUUCAAGAACACUGCAUUGAGAGAGAUUCAGGCAAACAAUCUCACCCUGGACCUCCCGAGCAAGAAACUAGCAACAAUGGCUGGUUACAAC
Molecule: messenger RNA, 2933 nt
Organism: Stegostoma tigrinum
Lineage: Eukaryota; Metazoa; Chordata; Chondrichthyes; Orectolobiformes; Stegostomatidae
Exons: 13
Coding region: 310-2820 (836 amino acids)
Cellular component (GO): membrane
Molecular function (GO): GTP binding
Source: RefSeq, a predicted model, not a curated record